Molecule: messenger RNA, 1335 nt
Organism: Drosophila suzukii
Lineage: Eukaryota; Metazoa; Arthropoda; Insecta; Diptera; Drosophilidae
Product: adipose-secreted signaling protein
Source: RefSeq, a predicted model, not a curated record
AUUCCACACUGCAUUAUGUUUAUUUUGUUAUUCGACGUUGUUGGUUGUUGGAUUUAAAUCUGUUUUGGCUGCUGGAAUAUUGAGAAACCUGAGAGAAAAGCGCCGUCUGGUUCCUUUAAAUUCCGGAAGAACGGAAAAACGCUGGCAUUUAACCACCCCACCAAGAAAUUAAUUACCAACACAACUUUUUUGGAUACCAAAAUGUGCGACGAAGCCACCGAGAACGUGGAUCAUCAAGACCACCAUGUCCAUUUUGACUCCAACACGGUGAAGGAUGGCUUCGAAACGGACAGUUGUGUCACAUAUCAAAGGUCGGGCGACACGAUUGUCGUGAGCCUGGGAUUUCUGCAGAUCAACCAUCGCUACUUGAUCGAACUGAAGCUACCGACGUCGCUUUUUGGCGAUGCGGGGACGCUGGGCAGCAAGUUUGAGCCGCUGGUCAGUGCCACGCCGAGUCUGCACUGCAGAAUUACCGAGUUCGAGGGCACCAAGCAUGACGAGCAUGACUUCUUCGAGAUGAAAAUCGAGUUUUUCGCCUACAAGGAGAAGCUGCUGCGCGAGGUCCUGCACAUCGUCAGCUCGUCCAAUGCCAAGGAGCUGCUCCAGCUGGUGAUCGCCGCCCGGGUUCUGGGAAAGGGCAAGGGAACGCCCAUGCUGCGCACCGGGAUCCACUGCAUCGGCGUCGAAAGGGAUGAGGAUGAGUCCGAGGCAUCAGAUUUCGCUGGCUUCGAUAGCAAGCCCUAAAAUGGAACCCCAAUUAUCUCGCCUUGCCGAACACCUGUUUCUUAGUUAAUUGCAGAUAUUUACAUAGUUCUUAAGUUAAGAAUAACAUGUAACGUUAGUUAUUACCUACAUAGCAACCAAUUGUGUAUGUAAUACUCAUUGAGCAUUUACAUUUAGGUUUCGGUUCCAGUUUUGCUUGUUGUACUUAACAUUUGUAAAUUACCCCGUGUCCGCAAUUGUCAAGUUUGUAUAACACGUGAGUGGGCGAACUGCCAGUAAUUCUUGACUUUUAUAACGAUAUUGAUGACCCAAUCUCUUGAUUUUGCCAGUAAGACUAAAAUGUAUUUGCAAUGUGUCAUUAGGUCAAAUCAGUUUUUGAUUUAUUUCCACUUCUAAAGCCAUAAAAAGUGUUUUACGAUUAAUGUGUUCGAGUUAUCUGAUCAAUUGAACUGCGAUUGAGAGUCAAUUUAAUAACUUUUAAAAACUAAAUCAUUCUUUCAUUGAAUUAUCAAUUUAAUGUCCCUAUUUAAACGUUUUUAAAAUUAAAAAUUUGCACUGUACAUACAUAAAGUCAAAUAUAAUACUUCAAAUUACACCAUAUACAAAUUAUUC